Pipistrellus nathusii (Nathusius's pipistrelle) is the source of this 1551-nucleotide messenger RNA. The record is from the annotation of a GenBank genome assembly. Lineage: Eukaryota; Metazoa; Chordata; Mammalia; Chiroptera; Vespertilionidae.
AUGGCGGGGGCCCCGUCCGGGGGUGCUGCUCGGUUCUCUUGUCCCCCCAACUUUGCCGCCACGGCCCCAUCCUCAGAGUCCACUCGUAUCUCGUUGGAGGCGCUGACGGGCCCAGACACAGAACUGUGGCUUAUCCAGGCCCCUGUGGACUUCGUCCCAGACUGCCUCAACGGGCGGCUGGUGCCGCUCUCUGGCUCCCAGGUGGUGAAGGGCAAGGUGGCAGGCAAGCGGCACCGCUACCGGGUCCUCAGCAGCGGCAGCCCCCACGCUGGAGACGCCACCCUGCUGGCCCCCUCAGCAGAGGCCGAAGGCGGCCUCACCUGUGCCCCGGCCCCCAAGGGCAGCCUGAGGAUCUUAGAGGGUCCCCAAGAGUCCUCAUCGGGGAUCCCGCUGCAUCCCAUUCCCACAAGCCCCCCACCACAGAUGCCCCCCGGCCUGAGGCCUCGCUUCUGCGCCUUUGGAGGCAGCCCGCCAGUCACAGGGCCUGGGGCGGCCGUGGCACUGAGGCCGCCGGCCUCGGGGAGGAGGAGAAGGAAGCGCCAUGUGUCUGAGGCCGCCGUUCCUCGGGAGGCGGUGAAUGGGCACGGGGCCCUGGAGGUGGACACGGCUUUGGGGUCCUCAGGGGUGGACGUGGGGAAGAAGAAGAAGAAGCAGCAGCAUCCCAGUGAACUGCAGGCGGUGAAGCCGGAGCCCGUGGCUGAGGGGCUGGAACCCCUGGGAGUGCUGUUCCCGUCCCCCAGCAAGAAGCAGCAGCAGCAGCAGCUUACAGAGACAGACACGGGGGAGCUGGAGCCAGGAGGAAAGACUGUGAAGCUGGAACUCGGGAUUAAAACGGAGCCUCUGCAGGAGCCAGUCCUGACCCCCGCGAAGAAGAGGAAGAGGCGCAAGGGCACAGAAGGGACGGGGGCUAUGGAGGGGGUGGCAGCGGAGUCUCAGCGACAGGUGAAGGAGGAGCCCCAGGAGGAAGCCAUCCCACUGCUGUCCUCCAAGAAGAAGAAGAAGAAAGAAAGGGGGUGCAGGGUGCCGGGGGAGCCCGGGACUGAGGCUGUGGAGCCGGAGGUGAGAACUCGGGAGCUCCCGGGGGAGAGGGUGGAGCCUGAGCUGCCACACGGUGAGACUGAGCCACAGGCCGAGGCAGCCCUGGCAUCCACCAAAAAGAGGAAGAAAAAGGAAAAAUGGCAACACCCGAUGGUGGAGCCAAAGACAGAGGUGGUGGAGCCCCAGGAGGAGGUGCCGGUGCCGGCACUGCCAGGCGACCUUGAGCCUCAGGCAGCUCUGGCAUCGCCCAAGAAGAAGAAGAGAGAGAGAGGGCACAGAGUGGCAGAGCCAGGGGCUGAGGCCGCUGGCCCACAAGGUGAGAUGGCGGAGCCCGAGGCCAGGCCGGAUCCAGGGACCUCCACGAAGAGGAGGAAGGGGGGCCAGGAGAGAGGGGGGCCAGAGCCGCCACCCCAGGAGGAGAUGCCAGAGCCGCCACCGAAUCCAGAGUCCGGGGAGGUGGCCCCCACGAGCCGGGCGAAGAAGAGAAAGAAGCUGCAGCAGGAGCCUGCAUAG